AUGUGGCGGGAAGGGGGCACGGGCAGGGGGGAGCAGGGGAAACUUUUGGCAACAGAGACCGUUCCGCCACGAGUGUUCCGUUCUGCUAAAUGCCGAAGUAAAUUAGUCACUGGGACAGAGAGGGGUAAAGGUAUCGGAGACUGCGAGGUGCGAACCGCCGAGCGGGACGCGCGAUUCAACAAUGACACGCGACUAGCGUUGCGGCCGCGCGAUUUCGCACCGAAACGCCCCGAAAAUAGAGUUCAGAGCCGCGCGGAGCCGCUUCCGCUGAAA
Iphiclides podalirius (scarce swallowtail) is the source of this 273-nucleotide messenger RNA. The record is from the annotation of a GenBank genome assembly. NCBI's taxonomy places the organism in Eukaryota, Metazoa, Arthropoda, Insecta, Lepidoptera, Papilionidae.